Molecule: messenger RNA, 4575 nt
Organism: Cephus cinctus (wheat stem sawfly)
Lineage: Eukaryota; Metazoa; Arthropoda; Insecta; Hymenoptera; Cephidae
Product: putative ATP-dependent RNA helicase DHX57
Exons: 13
Coding region: 655-4431 (1258 amino acids)
Cellular component (GO): intracellular anatomical structure
Molecular function (GO): metal ion binding; RNA binding; ATP binding
Source: RefSeq, a predicted model, not a curated record
AAAUAAAUUCAGUAAAAAAGUUACGAUACAAGCAAAAAUUGACUGUAUACAUUAGUAUAUCCUCUGUAAAAGAUUUUUCAUUAAAAAUUCCUACACUCAAACCGGAGAAAGUCUUCUUUUUACAAAGAGUAUUGGACCUUGUGGAACCAAUUUCAUAUAGUGAUGCAACAUAAAUUCAACAAGUGCAAAAGAGAGAAAAUAUUUAUACUAUUGAACUUAGCUACGAAAAAAAUUCUACUUCUGCAGAUAUUUCACUUUUUGUACUUGUCCAGAGGUAUUUUCAUCAAGUUAAAAGUUUUCAGUAUAUACGCAGUUAUAGCAUCAUUUAAUUUUCAUGACUUUUAGGUGAAUUGGUCCAUUUAACUUCACUUUUUUAAAUCAUCAAUUCUUUAUUUGUCUAACUUUAAAAUUAGAUUGUUAAAUUUUAUUUAAUUAGCAUCGCAUCGGUUUUUUGUGUGUAACUUUCCUUUUGAAUCAGCGAUAAGAGGUUGCACUGAAUUUACGGAUGCGCAUGCGUGCAUUCUCGACACUAGCGCUUGCGGACAAAAUUGUCCACGUUACGGUUACGAUCUACAACAUGGAGAAGAUAGGGAAGUGCCUAGACCUGUAUACAAGAUCGUGAGGCAAAAACAGCUUAUAAGAUAUCUAUUAAAAAUGGAUCACCUUAGUGCCCAAUUGAUGGAAGAUGUCGUUUUAGAACAGAAAAAAGGACCUAAAAGUAAUAUCUCAUCUGCAAGGAAUACUAUCGUGAAACCAACUAAAGAUGUUUCUAAGCCAGAAAGUUCUCCACGACCUUCAAUGAAUCUUAAGGUUGAAAUGCAAACUCUCAGAAUAGCAGAGGAAUCUGAGAAACAACUUUAUGAAACAUUGAAACAUAUUUAUGGAUCUAGCUUCAAAAUGACUGAUAUCACUGAGUUUGAAAAUAAAAAAUCUAAUUUGGGCAAGCAAUAUUGGAUGGAAAGGGGUAAUUUAGUAAUAAAAGGAGUUUUGGAUUAUUCAUCCAAGGAUACAACACCAAAAACUCAAGAGCAAAUAACAAGACAAUUUGCAACAUCCAAACUAGAAACCUACAGCUUCCAUUCUUCGCAUUGUAUAGAAGCUUUGAUGCAUGCAAGCGGUCAUAUGGGAAAUGCAUUAGAAAUAUUAUUUAGUAAAUAUUAUGGAACUGAUGAACUUCCUAAGAGGGAAGAUUUGAGUGAUUUGGAUUACAACGAAAUAUUGGAAAGAAGAGACGACGAAAAAUUAGCUUUGGAGUCAAUUUAUGGAGAUAUGUUCACUGAGAAGAUAAAAAACCAAAUUUGGAUAAUUAAGCUAAAGUUAAAUUACUUAUUAAAAAAACAAGAGACUAAGACCAUGCAAAAACCUAAGAAGGAAAAUAAAGAGCUAUGCAGAUUGUUUUUACACGGUAAAUGUCGAUUUGGGCCAAAAUGUAAAUUUCUACAUCAACAACCAGAACCAGUAAAACCAGAACCAAUUAGAGAAGAUCCAUAUUUUACAUUGGAAAUAAGAUUCCCUGAAGGUUGCAUGUAUCCUUAUGAACCACCAUACCUUUAUUUCUCUAAAAAUGAAACAACGUAUCCGAAAAUAGAAUGCCUUAGAAUAGCACGAAGGCUUUAUGAUGAGGCACAGCAACUCUGCAUUGAUGGAACUCCAUCAAUAUUCUCAUUAAUCUCACUCUUGGAAAAUGAGUACGACAUAAAAUCAUACUUGGAGGAAAAUAAAGAGCAGUUUAUAGACAAGGAUGAUCCUCUAUUUCCGAAAUCGUCGGAGGAUGAUAGCAAUGACGCUCCUACACAUUAUGAGAAGGGCUCUACGCGUCGUCGAGAUCGUAACAAUAUUCCUUGGCAAGAAAUAGUGAAACAAGAUGAUGAGAUUCAACAAAAGUUUAUGGAAAAGCAAAGAAAUUCAAGAUAUCUAAAAAUGAAGGAGGUGCGAAGAAAGUUGCCAGCUUGGUCACGUAUGAAUGCAAUAUUAGAAAUAAUAGAUGAAAACCCAGUCACUAUAAUAUCCGGUGAAACCGGAUGCGGCAAAAGUACUCAGGUUCCCCAAUUUAUAUUGGAUAACUGGAUAGUAAACAGAUACGAGGAAUCAAAAUCUCAUGUAGAAAUAAUUUGUACUCAACCACGCAGAAUAAGUGCAAUAGGUGUUUCUGAGAGAGUUGCAGCAGAAAGAGAUGAGCGUAUAGGAAAUACAAUUGGCUAUCAAAUCCGUCUGGAAAACAAAAUGUCCAAUUGGACAAGAUUGACUUUUUGUACGACAGGUAUACUUUUACAAAGGUUCUCAAGUGAUCCACAACUAAAAUCAGUCACUCACAUCAUAGUGGACGAAGUUCAUGAACGUAGUGCUGAAAGUGACUUUUUGCUCAUGUUGUUAAAACAAUUGCUGCCUAAGAGGCCAGAUUUGAAAAUUAUUUUAAUGAGUGCUACUCUCAAAGCUGAUGCGUUUUCAACUUACUUUGGAAAUGUUCCCGUACUAGAUAUUCCUGGUAGAACAUUCCCUGUCGAACAAAUCUUUCUGGAGGAUAUCCUUGAAAGAACGAAUUUUGUUCUUGAAGAGAAUUCAAAAUAUACACGUAAAGUUAAAGGCGGCUGGGAGCAACUAGAAAUUGAUUUGGAGUCUGCAGAUGUUGAGAGUUUAUCCAGUGUCGUACCAAGAGAUAAUGUUGUCGAUGACAACUUGACCUUAGCCCAACUUUUUGGACGAUAUGAAGGGUACUCUAGGCGUACAUAUAAAAAUCUUUACGUAAUGGACCAUGAAAAAAUUAAUUUUGAUUUGUUGGAAAAGACCUUGGAGUGGAUUGUUAAUGGGGAUCAUGAAUAUCCUAAAACAGGCUCAAUUCUGGUAUUUUUACCUGGUUUUGCAGAGAUUAUUGCACUAAGGGAUUCCUUAUGUGACAAUAAAAUUUUAUCACCAAAAGCUGGAAAAUUCGUUGUGGUACCAUUACAUUCCACUUUGUCCAGCGAGGAGCAGAGCUUAGUUUUCAGAAAAAUGAAAGAGGGUGUUAGAAAAAUUGUGUUGAGUACAAACAUAUCAGAAACUUCUGUAACAAUAGACGAUUGCGUAUUUGUCGUUGAUACUGGCAAAAUGAAGGAAACUCGAUUCAAUUCUAAUCAGAAUAUGGAGAGUUUAGAAAUGUGCUGGGUAUCUCGUGCCAAUGCUAUGCAAAGGAAAGGACGUGCAGGUCGCGUAAUGCCUGGUGUUAGCAUACAUCUUUAUACAUCUCAUAGAUUCAAGCAUCACUUCUUAGCUCAACCGAUACCUGAAAUAUUAAGAAUUCCUUUAGAACCCUUACUGCUCCGUAUUCAAAUUAUGCACAAAGGAAAGAAAGUAAAUCUUCAUGAUAUUUUAGAUAAAGUUCUGGAACCUCCUUCUAAGGAAAGUGUUACUGACGCUAUAAAGCGACUCCAAGAUGUGGGAGCGUUCGAUCCUGAAUGUGUAUUGACUCCCUUGGGUCAUCAUUUAGCAACAUUACCAGUCGACGUACGAAUUGGGAAAUUAAUAUUGUUCGGUUCUAUUUUUUGUUGUGUGGAUUCGGCACUGACAAUAGCAGCCUGUCUUUCACAUAAAAGUCCGUUCGUCGCACCUUUUGAUAAAAAACACGAAGUCGACAAGAAAAAAAAGGAAUUCGCAACCGCCAACUCGGAUCAAUUGACCAUCCUCAAGGCGUAUAGGAAAUGGUUGGAAACAUGCUCUCAUAGUUUCUAUGCUGGUCAAGUAUUUGCCAAUGAAAAUUUCUUGUCAGUGAGAACCUUGCACACUCUGGCUGAUAUAAAACACCAAUUUCUAGAGUUACUAGUGUCAAUUGGUUUUGUACCUGCUGAUGUCAGGAAACGCCAAAUGGGAUCAGAUAAAAUUCUCGAAACGACAGGUUUCGAAUUAAAUGUGAACAACGAAAAUUUUAAGCUACUACAGGGUCUCUUGUGCGCCGCACUGUAUCCGAAUGUCGUAAAAGUUUUCACGCCUGAGAAAUCCUUCCAAAUACAGUCGUCUGGUGCUAUUCCUAGACAACCCAAACCAGAGGAGCUUAGAUUCCAGACGAAAAAUGAUGGCUUCGUUAAUAUUCAUCCAUCUUCAGUGAAUUUCUCAGUGGGACAUUUUCCCAGUCCUUAUCUUGUCUUUCAAGAGAAGAUCAAGACUAGUAGAAUUUUUAUCAGGGAAAUAUCCAUGGUGCCUAUGUUAUCGUUAAUCCUGUUUUCAGGAUACGGUAUUAACAUUGAAUUGCACAAUGGUACUGUUAUUCUAUCGCUAGGAGAUGGUUGGAUUAUGUUCAGGGUAGAAUCACACAGGGUGGCACAAUUGUUACAACGCAUGAGAAUCGAAUUAGUUAAAUUAUUAGAGCAGAAAAUGCAAGAUCCUUUAUUGAAUCUUCUUAAUCACCAGAAUGGAAAAAAGAUUAUACAUACAAUAGUCAAUAUAGUUACAAGAGAUUAGGUAGACAUAAAUUAAUUUAAUUUAUCAACAGUUCAGAAAUUAUCUGGAGACAAUUUCAAUUUUCACGUUUGUGAAGUAUUAAUUGUACAUAGAUAAUAUAAUAAUUUUAUAAUACGCUUAUUGUUGACACUUUCAAAGUGUCAA